CCCAAAUGUCAUCAGUUCGCUUUCGUAGCUUCAAGUGAAGAAACACAUCUAGUUCAAAUCUAUUAAAACCGCAACAAUGACUUUGCUGAAGAUCUGCGCUGUGUUGCUUGUCCUAUCGGUGACCUUACCGCAGAGCAAUGGCAGGACCGUUUGUGGACCCGCUCUGGAUGCUGUGCUCAGUACUAUUUGUGUGCACGGCUUCAACACCAAAUUCAAGAAAUCAAUGGAAUGGGAUGACCUGGGUAGCAAUGCUGUGGAAGAUGAGCUAGCUUUUCCUUAUGCCAAAUUUCCGUUCCUAUCCGAGCUUCACGGCGGUCACAUGAAUACGUUGGCGAAGACGCGCCGCCACCGCGACACGGUCGUUACCGGCGUUUACGACGAAUGCUGCAACAAAGGCUGCACCUACAACGAAAUUCUCUCCUACUGCAAUCGGUUUGAGGUGAACUAAAUGGCUCAGCGAUUUAGUUGAAUUGAUGAUUUGUAUGGCUUUUGCAAGGUUCUAUCAUAAGGCUCGCUUUUGUAAGAAGAUUGUUACAAUUUAUUCGGAUUUCUGUUAAUAAAACAUUUUACUGCAUAACAAAA
Molecule: messenger RNA, 582 nt
Organism: Zeugodacus cucurbitae (melon fly)
Lineage: Eukaryota; Metazoa; Arthropoda; Insecta; Diptera; Tephritidae
Product: probable insulin-like peptide 1
Exons: 2
Coding region: 77-448 (123 amino acids)
Cellular component (GO): extracellular region
Molecular function (GO): hormone activity
Source: RefSeq, a predicted model, not a curated record